Messenger RNA from Populus trichocarpa (black cottonwood), 2015 nucleotides. RefSeq names its product hsp70-Hsp90 organizing protein 3. Lineage: Eukaryota; Viridiplantae; Streptophyta; Magnoliopsida; Malpighiales; Salicaceae. Bases 137 to 1870 code for a protein of 577 amino acids. The record is from RefSeq and is a predicted model, not a curated record. The transcript has 7 exons. Gene Ontology annotation, molecular function: Hsp90 protein binding.
CUUUCUUACCAGAACUCUCUCGUCCUCUUCUUUCCCUAUAUGACCCCUCUCUCACUCUCACUUCUCUCUGAAAGAAAAAAAGUAUCUCAAAAAACCCCCCUAAUCCCCUAGCCGAUUUAACUCGACGCCGUUCAACAUGGCCGAAGAAGCCAAAGCCAAAGGCAACGCUGCCUUUUCUACCGGCGAUUACACCGCCGCCGUCAAGCACUUCACAAACGCCAUUGCUCUUUCUCCAACUAAUCACGUCCUCUACUCUAACCGAUCGGCGGCUCACGCUUCUCUCCACAACUACGCCGAUGCUCUACAAGACGCUAAGAAAACCGUUGAGUUGAAGCCGGACUGGUCCAAAGGCUACUCUCGGCUCGGCGCCGCUCACCUCGGCUUGCACCAAAUCCAAGACGCUAUCUCUGCCUACAAGAAAGGACUCGAGAUUGAUCCUAACAAUGAAGGAUUAAAAUCUGGCUUGGCUGAUGCUCAAGCAGCUGCCUCCAGAAGCCGUGCAGCGCCACCGCCGAGUCCGUUUGGUGAUGCUUUCUCCGGUCCAGAGAUGUGGGCGAAGUUAACGGCGGAUCCGUCCACGAGAAUGUAUUUGCAGCAGCCCGAUUUUGUUAAGAUGAUGCAAGAAAUUCAGAAAACCCCUAAUAAUCUGAAUCUCUACUUGAAGGAUCAGAGAGUGAUGCAGGCUUUGGGGGUUUUGUUGAAUGUGAAGUUUAGAGAACCGAAUGCAGGGGACGAUAUGGAGAUUCCGGAGGGGACGUCCACUCCGCAGCCGCCUGCGCCGGAGAGGAAGGAGGAGAAGAAGGUGGAGGAGGAGAAGGUGGUGGAACCAGAGCCAAUGGAGGUAACGGAGGAGAAGGAAGCGAAGGAGAGGAAGGCGCAAGCAGUGAAAGAAAAGGAGUUGGGGAAUGCUGCUUAUAAAAAGAAGGAAUUUGAGAAGGCUAUUGAGCAUUAUACGAAGGCAAUGGAGCUUGAUGAUGAGGAUAUUUCGUAUUUGACGAACCGUGCUGCUGUUUAUUUGGAGAUGGGGAAGAAUGCCAAAUGUAUUAAAGAUUGUGACAAAGCUGUUGAAAGGGGUAGAGAGCUUAGAUCAGAUUUUAAGAUGGUAGCAAGAGCAUUGACAAGGAAAGGAACUGCCUUGGCAAAAAUGGCAAGAUGCUCGAAGGACUAUGAACGAGCCAUUGAGACCUUCCAGAAGGCCCUGACAGAGCAUCGCAAUCCUGACACAUUGAAGAAACUAAACGACGCAGAGAAAGCAAAGAAGGAUCUUGAGCAACAAGAAUACUUUGAUCCAAAAUUGGCUGAGGAAGAGCGUGAGAAAGGCAAUGAAUAUUUCAAGCAGCAAAAGUAUCCAGAGGCUGUGAAGCACUACACAGAAUCUUUGAGAAGGAAUCCUAAAGAUCCCAAGGCAUAUAGUAACAGAGCUGCAUGCUACACUAAACUAGGAGCUCUGCCUGAGGGAUUGAAGGAUGCAGAGAAGUGCAUUGAACUUGAUCCAACUUUUUCCAAGGGUUAUACAAGAAAAGGUGCUGUUCAAUUCUUUAUGAAAGAGUAUGAUAAAGCUUUGGAAACUUAUCAGGAGGGUCUGAAACAUGACCCCCAUAACCAGGACUUGCUAGAUGGUGUCAGAAGGUGUGUGGAGCAGCUCAAUAAGGCCAGCCGUGGUGACCUAACCCCUGAGGAACUGAAGGAGAGACAGGCCAAGGCAAUGCAGGACCCAGAAAUUCAAAACAUCCUCUCAGAUCCUGUCAUGAGACAGGUGUUGGUUGACUUCCAAGAGAACCCUAAGGCCGCUCAGGAACACACAAAGAACCCGAUGGUGAUGAGCAAGAUUCAGAAGCUUGUCCAUGCUGGGAUCGUCCAGAUGAGAUAGAUUUUUUAUGAAAAAAAAAACAGUUACAUCAACAUGUACCGUUUUUUGGUUUUGUUUUUACUUUUUAACCAGUGAAUUGUAAUUUCAAAUGUGAAUUUGAGUGGGACAGACGGUAAAAAUUAAGUUGGAAAAGUAGUUUUUGAGA